GUUUACAGGACGGGCGUGCCGCGGCGCAACUCAAACUCUGCGGCGGAGGGGCGAGCGGAGGAGCAACUGGACCAAUAAAGAGGGACAGCGUGGGACCGGGGGGGUCCGAGGACACGGCGAGCGCCCGUGCAGCAGGACAGCAGUCUGCUGCUGUUUGAAUUCAGAGAUGAGCGGUGGGCCUCAGGACUGGCAGGAUUAGCUGGAAGGCGGCUUCAACGGGAACAUCUGAGGACCUCAGCGGGAUUGGGAUUGAGAUGUCCUACGAGAGACGAGGGGCCACACUGCUGCCGGCUCAAAAGGUGGAUUUCUGCUUUGCAACUCGUGCCAUUCAGCUGUGGGUCUGCAGGAGCGCAGAAGAUGUGAGGCCUCCGCACGGCGCAGGACAGGAGCAGGACGACACAGAGUGCACUUGCCAUUGGCUGUGAGCAGCACGAGGUGGCAUUUGUUGAGAUUGGCAUGGGGGACCAGUCGCUCUACAAGGCCAAUCACGUAGUGAACUGCACAGAGAGCAGCUACUAUCAGCUGCCACCCAGCUCGGUGGCGGCCGGGGCCGGGGGCCUGAACCACAGCUAUGGCUCGACCGUCAUGGAGACCCCCCAGGCCUCCCCGGUGUCCUCUGCAUUUCCCCGUGACGCGGGGAACAAUUACCCAGAACUGAUAGAGACCACCAAAACCGGCGGCUCAUGGCCUAGCGCGGGCAACCACCUUCGGAACAGUCUGGGCAACGCCGGCGUGAUGUGGGCCGCCUCCGGCCAGGGCGAGGCGCUGCCCGCUGCAGAGGGAGCCCCCUACCAGUACGGUUGCACGCAGCAGGCGGAGGGGCCGGCCAAACUGGGCCCCACCGUGCAGAAGCUCGACUCCUUCACGCAGGUGUUUGCCAGCCAGAACCUCCGGAUCCACCAGGGUGCCGGCGCCGGGGGCUUACUGGCUCACGCUCAGCCCCUGGGCACCUCCCUGGCUGACGCCACCACGGACAGCGCCCUCCGUCAGCUGCUCUGUCAGAAGCCGCAGGUCCUUGAGUCGGCGCCGUCACAGCUGAAGUUCCAGCAGCAGCAGCAGCAGCAGCCCUUUGACGACGGGCACGAGCUGCAGCAGCAUCAUCAUCAUCAUCAGCAGCACCCUCCUCAUCCUCAUCAGCAGCUGUACUACGAGUACCAGCAGCAGCAGCAGCAGCAGCAGCACCAGCAGAGGGCAGCGCAGCUCCAGCAGCUCCAGCACGUCCUGCAGCAGCGGCAGCAGCAGAUGUUACAGCAGCAGGCCCAGCAGCAGAGCCAGCAGCAGUUCUACCUGCAGCAGACGCAGACCACCACGGCACAGCAGCAGACCACCCUGUCCGGCCACGCCCUGCUGCAGCAGCUGCAGCAGCAGCAACGCCACCAUUACUACCAGCAGCAGGCCAACCUCCUCCAGCUGCAGCAGCAGCAGCAGAUGCACGCGCCCACCCCGGCGGUGCCCUUCCACCAAAGCCGCAAAGGCGUCGGGCAGGCCGGGCAGGCCUACAGCCCUCAGGAGCAGGGCCACGUCGGGCAACACGUCCAGAUGUCCCCUGUGCAGUCACAGUACUUCUACCAGGAGCAGCCCCCGCAAUACUGCCACGUCUACCAGCAGGGCGUCCAUCUGCAGCAGGCGCAGCAGCAGGCACAGCAGCAGGCACAGCAGACGCCCGUCCAGGAGGACCUGCACUCGCCCACCAAGCACUUCCAGGCUGAAUCCAGCUGUGCCACCACUGUGGUCUCUGAGGUGAGGGACUGCAGCCUAAACCAGAAGGGCACACAUCCUCCAAUGAGCGCGCCCAGCCAGACCGGGCAGAGGGCCCUGGGCGAGCUGCUGCCCACAGUCCAGCUGGUGAGCAUCAAGGCUGAAAUUCAAGAGGAGCAGCAGCAGCCACCAGCUGGCACUUUGUGGUCACAGGUGAUGUUAAAUGACAUGAAGCCCGAAGCGACAUCCCCAGAUGACAGCACCCUGGCCAGUCCGACCUUCCUGGACAGAACCGAAGUGAAGAGCAAGCUGGUAUGUGCCAUCUGCGUCAAAGAGUUUAAGAGCCUGCCAGCCCUCAAUGGGCACAUGAGGUCUCACGGCGGGAUGAGGGCAUCGCCCAGCCUCAAACCGGAAGACGGGGACAAGCAGCUGCCCAAAGAGGUGGAUGCCCAUCUGCCCAUCGUCAUGCCUGUCUCUGUUCCUGUAAAGCUUCUCCCUGCAGCUGCUAUGCUCCGCCAGCCCACUGAUGCCAGUCAGCCUGCCGCCGAUCAUGUUGACAGGUCUGCCCAGCUGCCGGCCCCACCAGGACAACCAUGCCAGCGGCUGCUAAGGUCCCCACAUGGCUGCUCCGACGCCCCUCGCAGGCUCACAAAGGCCGAGAAGCCAGACAAGCGGGGUCAACACGAGAAGAAGAAGUACAGGCACCGGCCCGAGCCCCUCAUCAUCCCCCCGCCCUCCCUCACCCUCUCCGUGGGCAACGCCACCCUCUUCCAGAGUCAGCUACGUUCUCCACGGCUCCUUGGCGAGCCUCCUCCUUACACGCCGCCCCCCAUGCUGAGCCCGGUGAGACAGGGGUCCGGUCUCUUCAGCAGCGUCAUCCAGCACAGCCAGUCGACCAAGGCCGCCAGCCCCAUCACGCCCAGGGUGUACCUGGCAAGGAGCAGUGGCACAGAUGGGCUCAGCGUGAUGCCAGGACCGGGAGAGCAGCCCGUCAACGUUGAGCCGCACAUCAACUUGGGGCGCCAGUUCCAAGCCGAGAUCCCGAGGCUGCAGAGCCGCUCAAAGAUGGCCAACGACGAGCACCAAGCCAGCCUGGUGUGGACAAACCGGCCAGAGUUUGAAUCAGCCAGCGGGCAGCAGAAGGUGGACAACUUGGUGAACAUGGCCUGCUCCAGUGUACUGCCAGGGGGGGGGACCAACCCCGAGUACGCCCUGCACUGCCUGUUUGAGACCCAAGGGGACUUCCUGGCCACCCUGGAGAAGCUGCUGGUGCUGAAGACAACGAGACAAGAUUCUCAUCCCCUGGCAGAUUACCACUAUGCCGGAUCUGACCAGUGGACCCCACUGGAGAAGAAGAUGUUGAAGAAGGCGCUGGUUAUUCACAACAAGGACUUCUUCUUGGUCCAGAAGAUGGUGAAGACGAAGACGGUGUCCCAGUGCGUGGAGUUCUACUACACCUUCAAGAAGAGGAUGCACUUGGGCAGGAAGCACCGCGGCCGGCUGAUGAGCGCCGAGGAGGAGGAGCAGCUGACCAAUCAGAAUGAAAACACCGAGCUGGACGAAGUCGAGGAGGAAAAGAAGUCCGCCCAGGAGGACACCGCAAUGGUGGACGUGUCUCCAGAUGAGCGUGUCACUGCUCUUGAAGAGCCAGCUCCUGUGGAGAGCACCGUGUUGGCCAACAUGUCCAGCGUCAGUUUUCCUUGCGAGAUGCCCAACUGUGGAGCGGUCUUCACAUCCAGACAGGCCCUAAAUGGCCACGGGCGAAUCCACGGGGGUACGACCCAGCAGGUCAAGCUGGUGCUGGGUGGCAAGAUGAAGGUGGGCUCGCAGUCGGACUACUCCUCGGUGACGGGGUCUCCUGCUCACAGCACCACCAGCGGUGACACCGACCCCACGCUGCUCUUCCCCUGCAAGGAGUGUGGCAAGGUCUUUUUCAAGAUCAAAAGCCGCAACGCUCACAUGAAAACCCACAAGCAGCAAGACGACCAGGAGCACAAGAAGGUCCUGCACAUGUCUGCCAUGGAGAUGCCCUCCAGCCUGCCUCAGGUGAGCAGACAUCACGUGAUGUUACCGCUGGACCACAUGGGCCUGGUCAAGCGGCAGGGCCUGGACGAGGAGGACGAGGACCACCUGCUGCCCUCCCACCUCCUGCUGGAUGACGACCACGGCGGUUUCCUGCACGAUGAGGAUGAGCUGUAGCCGUGCCAGCGGCUGGACUGGGCAGGGUAGGAUGUCGGGGGUCUCUGGACAUGACGUGGAGUCAUCUUGGGAUGGAGACCAAUAGUGCUGCAACACUGAACCUUUAUAAAGGGCGCUUGGGGCAUCCAGUAGGGUGGGAGAGGUGGCACGGAUGGGGAGCGAGUGGGCAGUUGGAUGGAAAGGCGCGCCAGUCGAUCUCUUCUCUUCAUUAUUAAGUCAAACAGGCCAAGACUUUUACUGGGCAGGACAGAAUGACAUGUGUGCCACUUUAAAUGCCACCAGCCACACUUCACGUCUUCAUGCCCGGCUGCCAGUAAAGUGUUACUGGGGAACAAAACCAGGUCACGCAGUGGGCCAGUGCACACCCCGAUGCCAAUCCAUGGCUGUCUGCCUUUCUGCAUUGCUUUACGUCUCAGGUUCAUUUUCUUGGUGUGCCAACUGUUUGAAUUUUUAUUUGUUUCAAAUCCAGUAAUGACCUAGGUGCUGGUGCUGUGGUCCCCAAACGGGUGGGCGCUGUUGGCAUCUCAGUUAAGUCAUAAGCCAGGCACCUGGCUGGUGACACUCGAGGACAGAUGGCUUCUCUCUUAUCAUUAAGUCAGUCAUUGGAAGGGCCGUCCGAGAGUCAGUAGAAGAGAUGAUGCCACCUUGCAUGCGAGGCAGUGCCAUGGCAUCUCUCUGGUGGCUCCAGCCGCUGGUCUAGACAAGCUGUAGGCCGUGGGUGAGUCUGUGGUGGGUGACUUGCUUGUGCUAAUCAACUUGUUGCCAGUCGUCUGUGCCAUCGGCAGUGAGGAGGACAACCUCGAACCUUCAGCCCUCUUUGGAGGGGAUGAGUAAAGGAGCCAAUGGGUGAAAUGACAUUAAAUGUGAAUACUCAUGACCACCACCACCGCCAUACAGAAAGGUCAUUAGAAUGUAACACUUGUCCCCAAGCUCUCCCCACUCAGUCAGGUGGGCCUCUUUUGUCACUCACUUUGGAUAAAAGUGUCUGCUAAGGCAAUGACAGCAUCAAAAACUGAGCACAGCAGGCAGCCCCCCAGCUUCAAGUGCCCACCCCAUUAAAGUGCCCACCUCAUAAAACUUAAAAUGAGAUUUGAACUCAAAAGGAGUGCUGAGGGUCCCAAACUCGAGACUCGGGCUUCACGGCCUGCACAGGGGAGAGGGGCACCACGUAAAGCCCUGGCCUCGGGUGACGAACGGCGUGGUCCUUAAUAUUUAAAGGCUUCAUGUGGAGGAAUCAAAAAGGGGGGCAAACCAAGGCAGGCCCAGAGUGAGUCGUUUGGGGGGUCCGCGGCCUUGGCAGAGGACUCUUGUGGCACAUCUCGCCGUCCUUAUCUGUCUGGUCGGGUCACGUCGUCCGGCGCUAACAUCACACCUGUUUUUCAGGUCUCUUCCUGUCCUGUCACCACACGUUGAUUGUAUGGGGAAGCUUCCAGAAGAAUUCCGGUUUUGUUAAGAAUUUGGGCAAAUCACGGCGGCGAUUCAGAAUUUGCUAAACGUUACCCACUUGGCCCACGGUUUGUUUUUUUAGACGAAGCCUGAUGGUCACACAAAGUUAAGGUGACAGGGUGGGGGCUCAAAUCUCCGCUCAGCUGUGUCCCAUCCAACAAGUGCCAGUAACGCCAACACACCAAGGGGUUUCAAUAUAAGACAUGGAGGAAGAUGAUGUGUGGUGGGCCUCUGCUGACAAAACACCUGCAUGGCUUCUCGGGGGCACCGUGCCCUCCACGGAUGUGCCCACCCACCCCAUGACCCCGAAUGAAUGGGAGGCCAUUAACACCACUGAAGCCUUUACGGGCAGCGGUGAGACUGGCGUAGUCGGCAUCACCCUGCCCGAGCACCUUCUGUCUAAAAGCCAUGAAAGGGGGACACAGCGGCUGGAGUGCGAGGGGCUGGUCAGGGAGAACAAGUCGACAAGACCCCAACGUCCUUCAGAGCGCCUGCCUGCCCCCCACUUUCUCCUAAUGCUUGGUGGGGCUUUGCAGUGUAGCAGAUGGCAUCGCCCGUCACCGUCGCAGCGGCUCGUCCAGAAUGAGUUUCUUGUUCCUUCUGUCUGAUUUGUGUCAUUCUUUUAAAAAGUGACCCUAAAUGUUGUAUAUAAGAGGACUUUCAUGUAAAAUUCACGUUGACUUGGGUGCGCGGUUUACUCGGCCUUACGCCGCUCAGUCAGUGCAGAAGGGAUGUAAAUAUUUCUGGUAUUUCAGGUUUUUCAUUCUUCUUGGUUUUCAAAUGGCUGAGGUGUCCUCUGCUUCAGGUCCAAGCAGUUGGCGCUAAGACCACCUAAUAAAGCGGUCACCACC
Erpetoichthys calabaricus (reedfish) is the source of this 6194-nucleotide messenger RNA. RefSeq names its product transcriptional-regulating factor 1. The record is from RefSeq and is a predicted model, not a curated record. Gene Ontology annotation, biological process: regulation of transcription by RNA polymerase II; negative regulation of DNA-templated transcription. NCBI's taxonomy places the organism in Eukaryota, Metazoa, Chordata, Cladistia, Polypteriformes, Polypteridae. Gene Ontology annotation, cellular component: histone deacetylase complex; transcription regulator complex. The transcript has 18 exons. Bases 457 to 3897 code for a protein of 1146 amino acids. Gene Ontology annotation, molecular function: transcription corepressor activity.